Diaporthe amygdali is the source of this 1542-nucleotide messenger RNA. RefSeq lists its product as uncharacterized. The record is from RefSeq and is a predicted model, not a curated record. The transcript is spliced from 3 exons. Lineage: Eukaryota; Fungi; Ascomycota; Sordariomycetes; Diaporthales; Diaporthaceae. Bases 1 to 1542 code for a protein of 513 amino acids.
AUGGAGUCGAAAAAAUUGGAAAUAAUGACAGCGGCUAUCAAAGAGAAUUCGAAGAAGGACACCGUGCGAAGAAGCAGUGUUUCUACCAAGUCGAUCAUGCAGAGCAUCGUGACUAUACUCGAGGACGGGAAGGACGACCAUUCCAUGGAUCAGGACCAGGGGAAGAAUAUUCUGGGGCCUUGGAUCAAUGGUACCCUCUGCGCUUCAGAUAACGAUGAAAUACCCUUGUUGACAAUGUGGGACGCCCCCAAACACAAGGGUUGGAGCACCGAAGAGACCAUCUACUGCAUUGAUGACUCCUGGUGGCAACAGUCUCUUCCGCACGAGGACGACUGCGACGACUACGCUGCUCUAUCAUGGCUUAAAGAAGAGGAGCAGACAGAGAACGCCUUUAGGUCCCUUGUCCCGUUCCAGCCACUGACCGCCACGGCAGGUCGAAAGCCAGCGUACUGCCAGCAGAUGUGCGGGAGGCUGUCCGCGACGAGAGAGGGGGUACUUUUCUUUCCGUCCAGUGCAUGGAAACGGCAAACUCAGCGGACGGUCUAUGAGACUCCAGUGUCUGCGAACGCGUUAGGUGAAGAAGCCUUGGAACGGCUGAAUAAAGCUAAACGGUAUAUGUCCUAUUCAAAGACCGGGGUUCCGAGAUUCCUAUUCAGAGGAUUCCACCCAAAGUCCGGCGGGGGGAAGGAUUGCAGGCUGAACGGUAUGGGAGGGGUGAUACCUCACGGGUUCCUUGGCGGGAAAGAACCAACCAGCAUGUGGGACAUUCCUGAUCUCUCUGAGAUGGUCAGCAAACACCUGGGGUUUUCAAGCAGUAUCAUUUCGGACUUCAGCUCGUGGACCCAUGUCCUCGACACAGCUCUCGAUUUCGCCGAGCACGAACAUGGAUCUAUGAUCGCAGUUCUAGAUACCACCUCUAUGGCGGACCACGUCUGGUUUUCCAGGGACCUUUUUGAGUCAGGAUUGGCCGACCAGUGGUUUGCAGAUGAGUAUCUGGUCUACGGGCCCGUCAGCGGUCUGAAGUAUCAUUGCGUGUCGCCCCAGACCCUAUACGAUUCGACCAAGAUCUCGGACAUCACCUGUGGAUACAUAUUCGCUUUUGAUGAGGACCUCUCUCAAACAUUGGUCGAGCGUCGUGCGGUCGAGGCCGCCAGGGAAAUCGCUGCUGUCCUACAGCCUUCCAGCACUAGCACCGAGAGCCUCGUGAUAUUGACCGCGAAGUUCGUCGGUCAUCGCGUUGCUGAGAACUGCAACAAGAAGACCAUGCACUGUGUAGACAUAGAAACGUUUCUAUACUACACUAGAGAUUACAUCCAGACUCUUGCGAUGCGCACAGGGGUCGACGCUAUUUCACUUGUUGACGACUCAAUGGACACAAGCUAUUGGCGGGGCUUGGUCUUCGAGGUCCAGCUCCUGCAGGCCCUGGAGAAUGCAGUGCACUCUCUGGCGCUGGAGGUCAGGGCGACUUUUUCGAGGGUGUGCGCGAGUACAUAUCAAGACCGGCUGGAAGAUGUGGCAAAUGAGAUGGAGAAUUCAUAUUGA